This is a messenger RNA of Cladophialophora bantiana CBS 173.52, 849 nucleotides long. RefSeq lists its product as uncharacterized. The coding region runs from base 1 to 849 and encodes 282 amino acids. Gene Ontology annotation, cellular component: cytosol. NCBI's taxonomy places the organism in Eukaryota, Fungi, Ascomycota, Eurotiomycetes, Chaetothyriales, Herpotrichiellaceae. The transcript is spliced from 3 exons. The record is from RefSeq and is a predicted model, not a curated record. Gene Ontology annotation, molecular function: flavin adenine dinucleotide binding; NADPH-hemoprotein reductase activity; FMN binding.
AUGGCUCCCCAGGGCGUGCCUUUGCUCUUGCAUGCCGGCAAAACUGAUGAAGGCCGAGAGUAUGCCGGCAAGUACCAGGCGACGAUUGACGUGUCAAGCGAUCCGGUUCCACAAGAAGGUAAAGUCGAAAACGGCUAUCCCCAGCACAGGGUCCAGAAACGUGGAUUUGUCUCUGCUAUUGCACCCUUCCGAAUGCUAGCCAGUCGGUCUCUGAUCACGAAGGAGUCACACGAGGGAGACUGCAUUUACAUGGAUGUAGAGCUUUCAGGUCAACCUGAAAUCAAACACAAGGGUGGAGACCAUAUUGCCAUUUGGCCUAUCCUGGUCGACUUUGCAGUGUCAGAUGUCGUCAAAAUUGUUCUCAGUGAGAUUGAAAAAGACAAAGCCGCAGAGAACGCUUUCUUGGCUAGCACUCGCCUCGCAUUUACCCGGAUUCUGGCUUAUAUGUCCACCCUGAAUCCAAAUAUCAAUUGGUUAUCUCUUCCACUGAGCUUUGUGAUCGAAUCCAUUCCAACAAUGUCGCCGCGAUGUUAUUCCAUCUCAAAUUCGAACAUCACAUCACCGAAGCAGGUUUCGAUCACAGUAUCUGUUAAGCCAACGCAACUGGCAUUGAAGCCAGAGACUGCGAUUUUUGGACUGACGACCCUGUAUUUGGCCUUGGUCGGUACUUCACCAUGUCAAGAUCCCGGGGCAAUUCAGAAGCAGAGCCCUCUGCAGACGAUACAGGCCCAGAUUAGGCGGUCGAAUUUUAAACUACCAACGGCAUUCACCGUACCUCUGGUGCUGGUUGCUGCGGGCACGGGGAUUGCCCAUAUGCCCGCGUUUAUUCUCGAGCGAGCAAGCAAAUGA